UACCAUGGAAGUGGAAAGAACCGCGUCCCAGGUGGUGCACACUGAGCAAGACCUUGAGAAGGGAUCCGAAAAAGGCUCCACUUUCGAAAUACACAAUAUCGAGUGGAUCAGUUGCGGAGGUUUUACAGCAGAGCUCGGGAAGAAGCAAAUAAAAGAGUACAUCAGUACAUGGGAAGUGGGGCCCAGCUGGUUGUACAGUUUAAAGUUCCUGGAAGAGAAGGAUCUGGAAUUCCGUAAACAGUACCACUACAGGGUCCAAUGGAGCACCCCGACACCAAGUGUGCCCAUCCCCAGGGCCACCGCCUGUGUGUACUUUGUCAUUGAGGUCUCCAAGAUCAAGCCCCAGAACACUCCAGUUGAGGUGUACUAUCUUGUGGAGUCAAACCAGUUACAACACAGACCAGGAAAAAUACGGUUCAGAGAAAAAUGGCUGAAAGAUGUUAUAGAAAGCAAGAUCCUACUUCAAGACACAGUCACUUUCUAAUAACACUUAAAAGUGAAAUCUUUGGUAAAAUGGGUGGAAAAGGUUUUUAUUAUUAACUUGCUUUGAUCACAUCUCUGGAAGCACAAUACAGAACUACUAUAAUAAAGGAUCCAAAAAAAACACACGGUGGUGUACAUACUAGGGAUGAGUUGUGAACCGUUUUUACUUCUUCCUGCAGUUUAAUCAUUGCAAUGUAAACUUUCAAAUCAACAGCAAAAAAAAUUUUCUUAAAAGUGUACAUUCAGCAGUUCACAUGCUUUAAAGAAGAAAAAGAUGCAGCAGCAAUUGUUGCAACAUUGCAACAAAAACAUUGUAAAAUGAAUCGCUAAUGAAAUAUUUCUCAAAAUCAUAGUCUUUCCUACAUUUUCAAUCCAUAAUAUCUGAAGUUCACUUUUCAUCCUUCCCUUUAU
This is a messenger RNA of Scleropages formosus (Asian bonytongue), 894 nucleotides long. RefSeq names its product A-kinase anchoring protein 14 (gene akap14). The transcript has 5 exons. Gene Ontology annotation, cellular component: cAMP-dependent protein kinase complex. Lineage: Eukaryota; Metazoa; Chordata; Actinopteri; Osteoglossiformes; Osteoglossidae. The record is from RefSeq and is a predicted model, not a curated record. Bases 5 to 484 code for a protein of 159 amino acids. Gene Ontology annotation, molecular function: protein kinase A regulatory subunit binding.